GGAAGUUACAGCUGGAUGUUGAGAAAUAAUUAUUCAGACUAGGCAGAGAAAACGCACACACCCUUCACAUUUCUCAUGAGUGUGUGUGAGAAGUCCUCGCAACAGAAUGUCAGAAGGAACCAUGUGCUCCAGAUGUGGAGUCCUGUCACUGAUCAUUCUGCUGUUUAUUCCAGUUUCAGGUUCUCUGGGUCAGAGAGUGAUCGUGUCCUGCAGUCCUCAGACUGUCUGCGCUCUGAGAGAAUCAGCAGCGAACCUGAUCUGCUCUUAUUCAACCACCACCAAACCUCAGCAAAUCUUCUGGUUCAGCUCCAAACUAAAGGCUAAAUGGAGGAAUGAGGAAGAUCCAGAGGAUUUAGCUUUAGACUCAGACUACGCAGGACGAGUGAGAUACACUGAUUAUGGGUCCAGUUCUACUCUCACAAUAACAGACCUGAGAGAGAGAGACUCAGGAGAAUAUCAGCUCAUGAUCAUCACAGGAGUAGGAGAGAGAUCUCUCAGCUCAGCAGUCAGACUAACAGUUUCAGACCUGCAGGUGAUGGUGAGCUCUGACACUGUAGAUCAGAAAAAACUGACCUGUAUCACGUCCUGCAAUUUGACUUCUGAAUCUUAUUACCACUGGUCUAAAAAUGGAGGAAGAAUCAACAGGAAAACCAACCAGAGCACUUGGGUUCUACCCAGCAAUCCUGGCAGUUACUCCUGCUCUGUUGUCACAGGAAGCCAUGAAAUCUAUUCCAGUGCAGUGUGUGUUUUUGAUGAGAACUGUUGGAAUGUGAGGUACUCAGACAGAAGACUGUGUGCUGUGGAGGGAUCAUCAGUGGACUUUCUCUGCACUUACUCACAUCCCAGUAAACUCACAGUUAAUGAAGCAUUCUGGCAUUAUGAGUCUAAAGUGGAGCCGAAGGAUCUGAGUCUGGAUGACCGGUUUGCUGGUCGAGUUCAGUUUCUUGGGAAUAAAAAGGGAAACUGCACUCUGAGAAUGAGAGACGUGAGAAAGAACAACUCUGGAGAAUAUCACUUUAGAUUUGUUACUAACACUGAAGGAUUCUUCGGUAAACCUGGAGUCAUUCUGAAUGUUUCAGAUCUUCAGGUGAGAGCGAGUCCCAGCAGUCCAUCAGAAGGUCAGACAGUAACACUGACCUGUACCUCCACCUGCACUCUACCUAACAACCCCACUUACAUCUGGUACAAGAACGGAGAGCCUGUAACCAACAAACCCACCAAAUACAACAAGCUCUACCUGGAGUCAGCGAGCAGUGAGGAUAUACGCCAGUAUUCUUGUGCUUUAGGAAGCAGAGGGUUUGUUCCUGAAAGUCCAGAAGGAAGCGGACCGUCAAAGUUUGUCAUCAUGGCAGCAGCAGCAGCAGUCUGUCUGAUUCUGAUACUCAUCGCUGUAGCAGUAUGGAUCUGGAGGAGGAAAUCGAGCCCAGCUGAAGGCCACAGGAGCUCAGAGCAGAGUGGACAGUGUGAAGAAGCUACAGAUAAUCAGGAUGACGUUCAGUACUCCAGUGUUCAUUUCAGACCCUCUAACUCACCAGUCAAGUCUCCAUCCACUGCUUCCACACUUCCUCCGGACGUUAUAGAGGAAGUUCAUUACGCUGAUGUGAAGAUCAGCAGACGUGCUGCUGCCACCCAGCCUCUGGAUGUGAAAGCGACUGAUGACCCAUCUCAGAUCUACAGCCAGAUUCAAAAACGCAAAACAUGAGCAGCGUAACACACUCACUGUGGAGGUGUUCUAGAUCUGGGACACAGAUUUGGGUGGUCUGUUCUAGAUCUCUGCAGCAGUAAUCAGUAUUGCAUCCAAAUCAAACAGGAUUAUUUCACAAAGCAGCAUCUCUCUGUUAGCAGUUAAGC
Molecule: messenger RNA, 1851 nt
Organism: Colossoma macropomum (tambaqui)
Lineage: Eukaryota; Metazoa; Chordata; Actinopteri; Characiformes; Serrasalmidae
Product: sialoadhesin-like
Exons: 10
Coding region: 107-1702 (531 amino acids)
Source: RefSeq, a predicted model, not a curated record